AUGUUAACCGCUAUUAUCUGUUGCACUUUACUUCUAUGCAGUGCCGGGGCUGAACUGCUGCUAACAGUGACUCCCGAAAUUGUUGAACCGGGCAUCACUCCGUUUUUCACUCUGCGCUGUUCUCUAGCUGAAUAUGAAGAAGGAAACAUUGCAGCACUCGCUCUCUAUAGGAGAUCUAUAACCGCUAAACCAGGAAACACAACGCCUCAGCUUGUAGCUGAAAUACUAGGGACAUCACCGACUAUUCCAUCGCUGGUUCCUGGGUUUGAGGGACUCACAGUCCAAGGACAAAUCUCACCGAUUGAGGAAGAACUUGAGACUUACCUGGAAGUUGUCUGGCCAAAUCCCACUAUCUCUGAUUUAGGUCUGUAUUCCUGUGAGGUGACCGUUCUCAGCGAGACUGGAGGAGUAACAACCCUGGUGGAAGCAAGGGUGACAUCAUCUAACGCCGUGACUGACAAACUCCUGGCUACUGUACUUGCUCUGGAGGAGCAGUUCAAUGUGCUCAACCAGUCUGUACGCGAAAUCUACGCUGAGAUAGACAACAUUACCCUGGCUCUGGACACAGAGAUCAGACCAGCAGUAGAAUCCUAUGGAGAAGUGAGAACUGUUGAGAACAUCACAGAAGCAGAUGUAACACCAGUGAGGGACACACCGACAGAAGAGAAAACACUGACUGAGGACAUUGAGACGGCUGAAACACCCUCACAGCCUUCAGAUGUGGAACUGAACAGAAUAACUGAGGGUCUGGAGGAGCUCAAGAGCAGACUGGAGAACAUCAAUGACACUCUUGGACGUAUAAAUGUUGUCAUCACUUCACUGACAGAACGUG
Messenger RNA from Candidula unifasciata, 832 nucleotides. NCBI's taxonomy places the organism in Eukaryota, Metazoa, Mollusca, Gastropoda, Stylommatophora, Geomitridae. The record is from the annotation of a GenBank genome assembly.